Molecule: messenger RNA, 660 nt
Organism: Striga asiatica
Lineage: Eukaryota; Viridiplantae; Streptophyta; Magnoliopsida; Lamiales; Orobanchaceae
Source: the annotation of a GenBank genome assembly
UAAUAGUUCCAAUCAAUUCAGUUGAGCAAAAAUGCAAUUCUUUGGAGGCACAGAAAUCAGUCCAUCCCCGCCGGCGCCCACCGCGUCCGGGAACAAUGCCCACAUGCUCUACAUUUUCAACAGAAAUGGAGUCUGCUUGCUAUACAGAGAAUGGAAUCGCCCCCUCAAAACCCUAAGCUCGCAGCAAGAUCACAAGCUCAUGUUCGGCCUCCUCUUCUCCCUCAAGUCCUUGACCGCUAAAAUGGAUCCCACCAGUGCUGAAAAAGGGAAUCUUGGGGUGCCGCAGCUGCCUGGGCAAGGGUGUUCAUUUCACAGUUUUCGAACUAAUACUUACAAAUUGAGCUUUAUGGAGAGCCCAUCUGGGAUCAAGAUCAUCCGUGUUACUCAUCCAAGAACAGGUGAUCUGAGAGACUCCCUCAAGUACAUCUACAACUUGUACGUUGAAUAUGUCGUCAAGAAUCCACUAUAUUCACCAGGAUCUCCCAUCAGGCGAGUGAUUUUUUUGUUUUCUUUUACUUUUGUAGGGCUUGUAGCUCAUUCGGCUUCUUUGUAUUCAAGCCUAUUACAACUUUAGCCCACUUGCAUACAGAAAAGUGAUUAAUUUGGUUAAAAAGUUUAUUUACUUUUGGAUAUCAUCGUUGUCGUCUUGUUUAUCGUGAC